AUGAGCAGUACAUCCGCCGACGCACUGCUGCAGAGCGCGGAGAAAAAGGCGUCUAAAAACGGCGGCUGGUUUUCUUCCACGCAGAGCAUACACGAGGAGGCGGUCGAGCUAUUUAAGGAGGCCGCAAACAAGUUCCGUGUAGAGAACCGCAUGAGCGAAGCCGGCCAGGCGUUGGUACGCGCGGCCGACAUGGAAGUGAUGCUGAACGAGAAGGACUUUGCGGCAAACACGUACUAUGAAGCGAGCAAGUGUUUCCGCAUGAACCGUCCUGAUCAGGCGCUCAUGGCACUCGACCGAUGUGCGGAAAUAUUAGUGCAGCGCGGUCGUUUCCGUCAGGCUGCGGACCGGAAGAAGAACAUGGCCGAGCUCUACCGCGAAGACCCGAGCCGUUUUGGACAGGGCCUGAUUGCGUAUGAGCAGGCAGCUACGUGGUAUAUGCAGGAGGGCGCGAAUGCGACGGCUUCAGCUUGUCAACGCGAAGCCGCGCAGCUUGCGAUUCAGCUGGAGCAGUACCCCAAGGCGAUCGAGAUGUGGGAGCAGGUGGCAACCGCGAGCCUCGGCAGCAAUUUGACAAAGUACAGUGUAAAGGACUACUUUCUCAAUGCGGGCUUGUGCUACCUUGCGAUACCGGACACGGCCGCGGCAGCACGCGCCAUGUCUUUUUACGCGGAACAGGAUUCAGGCUUCCCUUCGACCACAGAGGGCCAGUUUUUGCACGCGAUAUUACAGACAUCGGAGCACGGGGAGCUUGAGACAUUCGACCGACGUGUCCAGGAGUUCGAUCGUAUGAAACCCAUUACGGGCUGGCGUGCUACGUUGCUGCAAAAUGUGCGCAAGGCUGUGGCGGACGAGCCGGAUCUAUCGUAG
Molecule: messenger RNA, 867 nt
Organism: Malassezia vespertilionis
Lineage: Eukaryota; Fungi; Basidiomycota; Malasseziomycetes; Malasseziales; Malasseziaceae
Gene: SEC17
Product: vesicular-fusion protein S17
Exons: 1
Coding region: 1-867 (288 amino acids)
Biological process (GO): SNARE complex disassembly; intracellular protein transport
Cellular component (GO): vacuolar membrane; SNARE complex
Molecular function (GO): syntaxin binding; soluble NSF attachment protein activity
Source: RefSeq, a predicted model, not a curated record